Molecule: messenger RNA, 639 nt
Organism: Nicotiana tabacum (common tobacco)
Lineage: Eukaryota; Viridiplantae; Streptophyta; Magnoliopsida; Solanales; Solanaceae
Source: RefSeq, a predicted model, not a curated record
AUGAGCAUGAUGGGAGAGCUAACUUUCUUUCUUGGAUUACAGAUCAAGCAAUCUUCCAAAGAAAUCUUCAUUAGCCAAGCCAAGUACACCAAGGAUCUCAUAAAAAAGUUGGGAAUGGAGAAUGCAAAACCUAUUGGAACUCCAAUGAGUCCAACAACUACUAUUGAAGGGGACAAGAAUAGAAAAAGUGUGGAUGAAAUAAUAUAUAGAGGAAUGAUUGGAUCUUUACUAUAUCUCACUGCUAGUCGACCAGAUAUAAUAUUCAGUGUUUGUUUUUCAGAUGCAGAUUUUGCAAGUGAUAGGACUGACAGGAAAAGAACUAGUGGGACAUGCCAAUUAUUGGGGAAUGCUUUAAUUUUCUGGCAUAGCAAGAAACAAAAUUGUGUUGCCUUGUCAACUACUAAAGCAAAGCAUUUAGCUGUUGGAAGUUGUUGUACACAAAUUCUUUGGAUCAUGCAUCAACUUCUCGAUUAUGAUUUAACUCUUACUUCCACUACUAUUUUUUGUGAUAACACAGGUGAUAUUUUGUUAGAGUUCAUUAGCAUUGAGUCUCAACUUGCUGAUAUUUUUACAAAAUCACCUUUGGAAGAACGUUUUUGUCUACUGCGUAAAAAGAUUGGUAUCAUAUCUAUCGCGUAA